GGCCAUUUUGAGUUGUUUGUUCAGCGAGGUGCGCUUGUUAUUUUCCAGACGAACGCAGAUCGAGGGCCCAAACAAUCGAAAGAAACGCUCGAAAGACAUUUUACCCCUUCCCUCCAUCAUUAUGGGUCCACCGCGAUGCAGAUCCCGCCGUCUGUUACCUGAGAGAACGGAGGAUUUCGGUCGGUUUGUCAGUUUAUCUUGACAUGGCAUACGGUCGUGUGACGACUGUGGAAAAGCUCAAAAACAUUUGGAGACCAUCAAGCUAAACCUCCGCUGAGGAUAGAUCGAUCGAUCCAGAGCGGGUUUUACACUCAGAUUGGUAUAUUGAGACGUGGGUUUUCAUGUUAAGAUUGUUUUCGGUACUUGCUCGGAUCGCACCGGGCUUGGCAGAGAAUUCGAGAAAAUGAGAAGAAACAAUAGAACUUAGCCAGUUAACCAGCCACGCACGAAAGCUAACGUUAGUCCUUGCUAACAUCGAAAUAACCAAAACAGGCGAAAACAAAAUGUAAACCUCGGCUCGUUGAUAAAUAUUAGUUUGUCUGCUCUUAGAUACGUAAGGAUAUAAAGGAGAUAUGUAGCUCACUUCAACCAGGUUAUUAGUUGGUGGCGAAAGUGUGUUUUCUGCUUAGCUAGCAUUAGUUUGCUAGCCAGCCACAAAAAGCCUCACAAUGAAACUCAACCGUGGCAGGAGAGUUCAUGGGCCAAUUUCAUGCCCUUAAACCUUAAGAUGUCCAGCAAACUCCGUGUUGUUACUCAGUGCCAAGAUCUCAUGGCAUCUGCAUUUCUCCGCUGUGGUUGUCUUUCUCACGUGUCAUUCAGGUGUGCUUUUAUGAGACGGUUUAUACCAAGACAUGGAUACAAACCAGAAUCGUCAAUCCCGGAAGAGGCUCUCCAAAGUCCGCAAUAAUAGUCAAGUCUCUUGGUCAGCUUUUUAGAUAACGUUUUAAGCUUCAUUUAUCUAAAACGUGGGAUUUGUCCCCUUUCACAUACAAAUAUAUACACAAAACUGUCGGUAUGGAUUUUCGGUGAAGCAGGCAUUUGUGUUACCUGUUCUUUUUUCAGUGAUUAAAAUAAAGUUAACAACUUAAUAGUGGAUUGGGUUGAAGAAGUUGGUUUCGUUUAGUUCAAAGGCUUUGUUGUUUGUCUUAAAAUGGUGUGAGACAUCAAAACAUAGACACGCAAGAAUACAAAUUUACUUGGCCCAGGUGCGCUAUCCAUAUUGAUUUGAAAAUGACUUGAUUGAAUUUUGUUAAGUUUAUUCUGCAAUUGCAAUUGGUAUACAGGUAGUGCUUUGGUUGUAGAUUUUAGUUUUUAUUAAAAAGAUUUUGAAAAGAAAACUAGUAUUCUGUCAAGGAAACACACAAAAAAAGAAAGUGCAUAGGGAAAAUUAUUACUGUCAGUUACAAUGGGUGACCCAAAUUCUCGCCGAAAUCAAACGAGAAACCGACUUCGUGCCCAGCUACGAAAGAAAAGAGAAUCUCUGGCCGAUCAGUUUGACUUCAAGAUCUACAUUGCCUUCGUAUUUAAGGAAAAGAAAAAGAAGUCGGCACUCUUUGAAGUAGCUGAGGUGGUACCUGUGAUGACCAACAACUAUGAGGAAAAUAUCCUUAAAGGCGUGAAGGAUACGAGCUACUCCUUAGAGAGUUCUUUAGAGCUUCUACAGAAAGAUGUUGUGCAGUUGCAUGCACCUCGGUACCAGUCGAUGCGUAGAGAUGUGAUAGGUUGUACCCAGGAAAUGGACUUCAUCCUUUGGCCCCGCAACGAUAUUGAGAAGAUUGUCUGUCUCCUGUUCUCCAGAUGGAAAGGGGCGGAACAUGAACCAUUCAGGCCUGUUCAGGCCAAGUUCGAAUUUCAUCACGGAGACUAUGAGAAGCAGUUUUUGCAUGCUGUUGGUCGGAAGGACAAGGCUGGGAUGGUUAUAAACAACCCCAAUCAGUCUGUCUUUCUCUUCAUGGACAGACAGCACUUACAGACUCCCAAAACCAAGCUCACAGUUUUCAAGUUGUGCAGUCUCUGUCUCUACCUGCCACAGGAUCAGCUCACUUGUUGGGGGGUUGGAGACAUCGAGGACCACCUCCGUCCAUACAUGCCUGACUAGGAGAAACGUACAGAAGACACCCCUCAAGGCCUCGAAGCAAGUUGUCCUUAUCUACACGUCCCUCAGUUGAAUAGAAUCGAACUCGUGCUUGGAACUCUCCUUUUUGUUAACCACUCAUUUUCAUCUCGAUUAAUUUAGCGCUUUGUUUUUUUUAUCCCUCCUUCAACCAGUUUUGGUUUGGUUCAUCCCAUCUACCUUCUCCUUGAUCAGUUUUUAUUUGAACCUGCAUGAACAUUGAUUUUGAGUGGUUGUUCUCUUGGAGCCGCACCGUCAACAAUACCAGUCACCGAAGGAACUCUUUACGUUAAGAAAAAAACAAAAUGACGGAAAAUACCGGAAUCAAUAACAGAGGUCUCUCAGAUGUGGUCCUCUAGUGUUGGACUGGGUUUAACAUCAGUGUUGUGAGGGAUAGUUAACUCUGAUAUUGGGGAAAUGAGAGUAGGGAUUUCAUGAGUAUUGACAAUCAGCGAUAGAGGACAAAAGAGCUCGGGUAGUCUUCCAACAAAGGCGAACGAUACGUGUUCAAAUUCAUUUGGUGUAGGCAUUGCUUCUCAUUCUGUUACUGCCUUAGUUUUUGCUGGACAUUUUAAUUAGUGUCAUUCCUUGCCUAUAAUAUGACGAACCUUAUUUCAUGUUUUAUAAUUUCUAGAGGAGGAGUGGGGCCUGAACGGGACGGAGGUGUGGGAUGUGACGUAUAUCAAAGAAUGUUGACAAACUGUUGUGUCUGUUAUAGAAAUUCAGAUGUUUUUCUUUUUUGGGGGACUGGGUUUGGGUAAUUGUCACCAAUCGAGCAGAUCACACACUAUAUACAUACAAGCUACUGUUAGCAAAUUUAACCGGUGGUGGUGGGUAUGUGAUGGGAGACUUGUGUUCAAGCUCAUAUGCCUAAAGAGAAAUGUUGAGGAGACGGAUAGUAUUUGAUUUUCUUUAUAGGCAAACCUGUUCUGAGUACUAAUAAUGGCAGUGAUUGGAAACUGGUAUCUGUAUGCCACCUUUGUUAUCAUAUGGCAUACCAAUCAUUACGUGAUCCCCUCUUGCGUUCACAGAAAAUGGUAAGCUGGAUCUGUCUUUAUUGAUGUACCCUUGUUUGAAUAAUUCUCUUGAAAUAAAAACUGCAGAACAUAUCCUAA
This is a messenger RNA of Triplophysa rosa, 3228 nucleotides long. RefSeq names its product linkage group 16 C6orf62 homolog (gene lg16h6orf62). The transcript has 5 exons. The coding region runs from base 1406 to 2098 and encodes 230 amino acids. Lineage: Eukaryota; Metazoa; Chordata; Actinopteri; Cypriniformes; Nemacheilidae. The record is from RefSeq and is a predicted model, not a curated record.